Messenger RNA from Trichobilharzia szidati, 600 nucleotides. The record is from the annotation of a GenBank genome assembly. Lineage: Eukaryota; Metazoa; Platyhelminthes; Trematoda; Strigeidida; Schistosomatidae.
UGAACCUGCAAAAAUUGGCGCAUAGUUAAUAAUUGAAGGUUGUGUUAACAAAUUUUUAUUCUUUGUUUUCCAUAACUCGUUUUGUAGACAGGACUUGUUAACCAAAAAAUUUUUAAAGUCUGGAGAAACAAUGGAGGAUAAGACUGACCAGGCUCUCUUGAGUCAUGAUAAUUUAGAUAGAGCUUCGCCGGAUUUAUGGCCAGAACAAAUCCCUGGUGUCACUGAAUUUCUCACUUCUCGGCAAAAUGAAAUAAACUUGCAUACUCCUCCUAAGUAUGCUACAGAUCUAGACAAGGAAGAUUUGGAACUAAUCCAUGACUUUGGUAGCCUUUCAACCCAGCAGCUAAUGGAUAAAGUUAAACAUCUUCAAAACCUGGCUUACCAGGUUGGGCUGGAGGAAGCAAAGGAAAUGACUCGUGGGAAGUUUUUAAAUAUUCUCGGAAAACGUUAAACUCCUCUCCUGAUGGUUUAUCUGUGCGCUGUUUCCGGUUGGUUUUAAGGACGUUUACUCAGAAAUGCCAAGAUUUUGUUUUACAACCAUCUAUUUAUGGACUUUUGAUGAUUGUUUUUCACCGAAAAUAAAUAUUCAUAAAUCGCUCA